This is a messenger RNA of Hyaloscypha bicolor E, 318 nucleotides long. RefSeq lists its product as uncharacterized. Lineage: Eukaryota; Fungi; Ascomycota; Leotiomycetes; Helotiales; Hyaloscyphaceae. The transcript has a single exon. The coding region runs from base 1 to 318 and encodes 105 amino acids. The record is from RefSeq and is a predicted model, not a curated record.
AUGCCUCCAACGCAACGAGCCGACUUCCACCACAUAGACGAGUGCGAUGGCGGACCUCCCUCACCAAAUGAUGGGUCGGAGAAGCCCCUAUACGGACACAUCUACCUCGACGCCGCAGCAAACUACACCUUUUGCCCCGUUCCCAUCCCAAAACGGGCAAGGCGUAAGGACAUAGCGGUCACUGGUGCUGGUGAUGGCGACGGGGUGUACGACCUAAGGCUCAAGUUCUUUGGAAACGGAUAUUUGGAAAUGAGCGUUCCUCGCGCACUACUUGAGGGUCACCAUAAAUUAUCUUCUGGUGCGCCAGAGAGAUUCUAG